AGCAGGGGUUGCUGUUGGUUGAGGACGGCUCUCAGCGGUGGAUGUUGGAACGAACCCAGAUGGAAAAGUGAGUAGCCAGUGACGGAUGGCCAGCUAUGCAGCAAGAGAGAUGAAUUCUGGGAAACCGGUCCAGCCUUUUAGGGACAUAAGGGGAUCUGAGAGGUGAUCAUGAACUAGCUCAGGCCAUCAUGGAUGGAUGUUUUUUCUCUUAUUGAGUGCGUUGUUGUUUCUCCAGUCCUCUGCUGAUGGAUCCAUCAAAACAGAAGAGAGCUACUGGACACUUAAACCAAAUGUGCUUGUGGUGAAUGCCAAUGUAGGUGAGGAUGUAAACGUGCCUCUUAUCUGUGGAGAGGCUUAUGAAGGGGAAAAUAUUACAUGGACCAGAAACGGCUAUGAAAAUCUUGAUGCCCAAGGAAACAGGAUUGUCGUCACAGUAGAGGGGUGGAUGGGGGGCAACUACUCUUGUUUCAGUAGUGAGGGAUCCUACCUAAACCACACACUGGUGCUGGCUCAGUGGACCUACAGGAAGUUUAUCAAGAAUACGCCUGAGAAAGGUUACAUCGAUUGUUCAUCUAAUAACUAUGGAGGUUCCUUCAAAUGUGAUUGGAAAUGGGAUAGAAAUAGGAACGGCCAUGUUGCUCAUAUCAAAGCCACACGCCCUGGUGGAAGCAACAUCAGCUGUUCUCUGGAUUCCAAUGGAUAUGUCACAUGCUUAGACCAUGACUAUUGUCCCUAUGCCGAAGAAGUGGAGCGUAUCAACCUGACCAUAUACUUCAGAAGCAGCUUUGUUGUUGAAUCCUACAAUACAAAGUUCUACAUCAUGGAUAUCGUGAGGCCUGAUAUGGUGCCUAUUAGUCGGAUCAAUAAAACAUCCAUAGAGGUCAAAUAUCCCCACUCCUGGAGCACACCAUCAUCCUACUUCCCUCUUACAUUCCAAGUGAAAGAGAUUCGUUGUCGGAAACAUGACAAUUGUGACUGCUCCAAACUGAACUCACAGGAGAUUUUCUUCACACAAAGUCAGCAGCUGCCAGUGACAAAAGGGAUGACGGUGUGUGUGAGAGCGAGGGAUGAAUUCUGUAAUUCCUCAUGGAGUGACUGGAACCAGUAA
This is a messenger RNA of Carassius auratus (goldfish), 1108 nucleotides long. Its product is annotated as interleukin-12 subunit beta-like. Lineage: Eukaryota; Metazoa; Chordata; Actinopteri; Cypriniformes; Cyprinidae. The transcript is spliced from 8 exons. Bases 197 to 1108 code for a protein of 303 amino acids. The record is from RefSeq and is a predicted model, not a curated record. Gene Ontology annotation, molecular function: protein binding.